Messenger RNA from Mesocestoides corti, 396 nucleotides. NCBI's taxonomy places the organism in Eukaryota, Metazoa, Platyhelminthes, Cestoda, Cyclophyllidea, Mesocestoididae. The record is from the annotation of a GenBank genome assembly.
AUGCAUCUUGCGGCACAGACGUGUGACGAAUUUUCAUUUGCCCGCCAAGGUCAAGGCUACAACCUCAUGACCCCGGACAAAAUGCACGUGGCCAAUUGGCUUCGAAGCCUUCCAUCGAGCUGCGAUCUGAUCACAGACUACCGCCCUCCGAGCCGUCUGGAAGUGAGCAAGGCGUCCCUGGUGCUCAGUCUGCCCCUGCAGAACCCCAUCGGUCCACAGGCCUCCGUCCAGCAACUCUCAACGUCGUUUGAGAAGGCCAAGGCAACCGACGAGGAACCACCGAGCUUCAGGUCGUCAGGGGACCAGAUGUUCUUCCCCCUCGCGACCCCCGCCGCCCCCACUCCGCCCAAUCACCUCCGGUCGUCGCUUGGGAACCAGGCCAACAAGGUAGGCUAA